UGUCCCUCGGACACAGCGGAUCACCGAUCUACAGAAAGAGCCGAAGAUGUUGGAUCGGUCAUGUGAUCAGCUGUGUCCAAUCACAGCUGAUCACAUGGGACAUGUACACUGAUCGUCAGUGUGCCCUGAUGAUCAGUGUGCCCUGAUGAUCAGUGUGGCCCCAGAAGUGUCACAUGCUAGUGCCCAUCAGUGCCACAUCAAUACCACAUAUCAGUGCAUACCAGAGCACAUCAAUAGCACAUAUCAGUGCCCAUCUGAGCUGCCUUUCAAUGUCACCCAUCAGUGCCAGUCAGUGCCACCUAUCAAUGACAAUCAGUGCCACCUAUCAGUGCUGCCAGUCAGUGCCGCCUAUCAGUGCCAGUCAGUGCCGCCUAACAGUGCCAGUCAG
Molecule: messenger RNA, 388 nt
Organism: Staurois parvus
Lineage: Eukaryota; Metazoa; Chordata; Amphibia; Anura; Ranidae
Source: the annotation of a GenBank genome assembly